UCUUCCUAUUCCGUCCUUGUCUCCGUCGUUUCCUUUGUCCGGCUUUUGGCAAAUCGAAACCAAAUUUCAAUCGAAACCAAAAUCAAACUCGAAAUGCCUUUGUCUCCUCCUCUCCUUUGUCGGGCAAAUCUCCGGUCAUACAGAGAAGAAUUGCAGGAUCAGCUCCAUUGACUUUCACAAAACUUCUACUUAUAUGGUGACUGCUAGUGACGAUGACUCAAUUCGUCUCUAUGAUGUUGCUACCGCUUCAUGUCUCAAGACAAUUAAUAGUAAAAAGUAUGGUGUUGAUCUUGUUUGCUUCACUUCCCAUCCUACCACUGUCAUCUACUCUUCCAGAAACGGAUGGGACGACUCUCUGAGGCUUCUCUCUUUGCACGAUAACAAGUACUUGCGUUACUUCAAAGGACAUCAUGACAGAGUUGUUUCGCUUAGCUUGUCCUCUGGUGGGGAAUGCUUCAUCUCCGGUUCUCUUGAUCGAACCGGAGAGUUGUUUCUGCUAGUAGUAGAAGAAGUUGAUCUCUGAAUUGAGAUUCUUUUCCUGCUUAAAGCUGCUCUCUGUUGCCAUUUCUUUGCCAUCUUCAGAGAUGUUUAUGUAUUAUGAAUAGAUUUGAAUUUCUGGGUUAACUUUAAAUUGAUCAAGUAGUCUAAGAAUCCAACACUUUUAUGCUGGUGUAGACUUGUGAGACUUUGUGUUUUUUGUAAAAUGUUUAAGAAUAUUUUUAUUAUAAGAACACCAAAAUUAGUUCCCCCA
Messenger RNA from Camelina sativa (false flax), 751 nucleotides. RefSeq names its product protein ANTHESIS PROMOTING FACTOR 1. Gene Ontology annotation, cellular component: Set1C/COMPASS complex. Gene Ontology annotation, molecular function: protein binding; chromatin binding. NCBI's taxonomy places the organism in Eukaryota, Viridiplantae, Streptophyta, Magnoliopsida, Brassicales, Brassicaceae. The record is from RefSeq and is a predicted model, not a curated record.